Molecule: messenger RNA, 1080 nt
Organism: Salvelinus namaycush (lake trout)
Lineage: Eukaryota; Metazoa; Chordata; Actinopteri; Salmoniformes; Salmonidae
Product: guanine nucleotide-binding protein subunit beta-5a-like
Exons: 10
Coding region: 1-1080 (359 amino acids)
Biological process (GO): G protein-coupled dopamine receptor signaling pathway; G protein-coupled receptor signaling pathway
Cellular component (GO): heterotrimeric G-protein complex; cytoplasm
Molecular function (GO): signaling receptor complex adaptor activity; protein binding
Source: RefSeq, a predicted model, not a curated record
AUGGCUACACAGGAGGUACAACCGAAUGAGACUCUCACUAACCUAAAAGCAGAAUCGGAUACGUUGAAAACGAAGCUUGAGGACGAAAGAGCGAAACUGCACGAUGUCGAACUCCACCAGGUGGCAGAGAAGGUGGAUGGACUGGGACAGUUUAUCAUGAAGACCCGGCGUACUCUGAAGGGACAUGGCAACAAAGUUCUCUGCAUGGACUGGUGUAAGGACAAGAGGAGGAUCGUCAGCUCAUCACAGGAUGGAAAAGUGAUUGUAUGGGAUGCCUUCACCACUAACAAGGAGCACGCAGUGACCAUGCCGUGCACCUGGGUGAUGGCCUGUGCCUACGCCCCCUCUGGAUGUGCAGUAGCCUGUGGUGGUCUGGACAACAAGUGCUCUGUGUACCCUCUGUCCUUGGACAAGAAUGAGAACCUGGCAGCGAAGAAGAAGUCUGUCGCCAUGCACACCAACUACUUAUCUGCCUGUAGCUUCACCAACUCAGACAUGCAGAUCCUGACCUCGAGCGGAGACGGAACCUGUGCAUUAUGGGAUGUGGAGAGUGGUCAGCUGUUACAGAGUUUCCAUGGACACGCCGCCGAUGUUCUAUGUCUCGACCUAGCUCCUUCUGAGACCGGCAACACCUUCGUCUCUGGAGGCUGUGACAAGAAGGCCAAUGUAUGGGACAUGCGCUCAGGCCAGUGCAUCCAGUCCUUCGAAACCCACGAAUCAGACAUCAACAGCGUCAGGUACUACCCCAGUGGAGAUGCAUUUGCUUCAGGCUCCGAUGAUGCUACAUGUCGUCUCUAUGACCUGAGGGCAGACAGAGAAGUGGCCAUUUAUUCCAAAGAGAGCAUCAUAUUUGGUGCCUCCAGUGUUGACUUCUCUCUCAGUGGCCGGCUACUGUUCGGUGGCUACAACGACUACACCAUCAACGUGUGGGAUGUCUUGAAGGGGACGAGGGUGUCCAUCCUGUUUGGACAUGAGAACCGUGUCAGCACUCUGCGUCUGUCUCCUGACGGAACGGCCUUCUGCUCAGGGUCAUGGGACCACACUCUCAGGGUGAGGGAUAGAGGUUAUCACCUGGGUUAA